CAGAGGCUGUCUCAAGUCCCAUUUGUCUAGUGUUUCAGGGCUACAAUAAAACUAGCAGAGUGGGUCCCACCCAGAAAGCAACAUUAGGAGCCGCUGCGAAAGACAAAAAUAAGGUGAAAGAGAACACUUUUUUUUUUUUUUGUUGAUUGGAAUCUACUCCCCUAGCAAGGUCCUGAGUGUGUGCUGGGUGCUCUUGUCUGUGCUCUGGAAUUGGCUGUAACACUGAAAGAAGAAACUUCAGAGGUUCAACAGAGGCAGAUUUCUUGUUACUGGUGUACAGUGGGUUCAGAGAAGAAACAGAAGUUUGGGAAGCUGUGAUUUUUUUUUCCUGAGCCAGUGGAGAUAACAGCUGCUCUUCAGCACUCUCCCCUCCAGGCAGGCCCAAGCCUCCAUAAACUGAAGAGACAUCUGAGACUCCUAUUUAUUGGCCUUUCCUUAUGGACAGAGACUAAACAGUGAUCUUCCUGAAGCUGGCAGGCCUGUGAGACUGGGUUUUUGUGCAAAGCUUGGCAUGAAACGACCUGCCAUUCUGCUUGUUGGCACAUACACAGAGCCAAAAGCAAGCGUUUGGGAAGAACAGGUAAAAUGAAGGCACCAUUGCUGUUUGUUACAUUGACUCUAUUACUUGGUUCAGCGUACUCAGCAAGCAAGAAGAAAAGGCAGAGUGAUUUUUGGGACAAUUGGAGUGACUGGGGAGAUUGUAGCCGAACCUGUGGUGGGGGUGUAAGCCUCAGAGAACGACAAUGUUACUCUCGUAGGGCAGAUGGGGGAUCAAACUGUAUUGGACCAACCAGAAACUAUCGUUCUUGCAAUGUGCAGGAUUGUCCUGAUGGCUCACGAGAUUUCCGUGCCGAGCAGUGUUCAGAAUAUGACGGUAUGGAAUUCCAGGGGAAAAGAUACAAGUGGCUGCCAUACUAUGGAGCAUCCAAUAAGUGUGAGUUAAAUUGUAUACCCAAAGGAGAGAAUUUUUACUAUAGGCACAAGAAUGCUGUUCUUGAUGGAACACCAUGUGAGCCAGGCAGAAGAGACAUCUGUGUAGAGGGGGUGUGUAAGACCGUUGGUUGUGACAAUGUCCUGGAUUCAUCUAAAAAAGAGGACCGUUGCUUAGUGUGUGGAGGAGAUGGUAGCACCUGCUAUGAGGUCAAAGGAUCUUAUGAUACACCUACAUUAUCAAAAGGAUACAGCCAACUGUUCACCAUUCCAACUGGAGCAGUCAAUAUUCAGGUGAAGGAAAUCACUCCUACAAGGAACUUUUUAGCUGUAAAGAAUGUACGUGGUGAGUAUUACCUGAAUGGACAUUGGACCAUUGAAUACAGCCGGACUCUGCACAUAGGCAGCACCACCCUUCAUUACUAUCGAGGAUCAGAGGGAGACCUUGCACCUGAGGUCCUAACAGCCAGGGGACCAACUACUGAACCCCUGGUUAUUGAGCUCAUUGGACAAGAAUCCAACCGUGGAAUACAAUAUCAAUACUACCUACCCAACCAGGAGGAAACAGAUGACUACCAGUGGAGUUAUGGCUCUUGGAGUGAAUGCAGUGCAGAGUGUGGUGGAGGUUACCAAUCCCGCUUAGUGUUCUGCACAAUAGACAAUGAGGCGUACCCAGAUUAUAUGUGUAGGGACAAACGAGCUCCACCAAGCAACCGAACCUGCAGCACUCAGUUAUGUCCACAAACAAAAAGGAUGUCUUACAUAUAUCAGCCAACAAUGUGGAGUCGAAUAGUGAACACAAAAAUGAACAGCUGGAAGAUUGGUGAGUGGGGACCAUGCACAGCCACUUGUGGUGGUGGCACUAUGACGCGGUCAGUGUACUGCAUUUCCUAUGAAGGCAGAGCCUCCCAACAAACGGUAAACGACGCAGAGUGCACUGCGUUUACAGAAAAGCCAGCCACCCAGCAGGUCUGCAAUCUCCGAGCAUGUGCUAAAUGGAACACGGGGCAAUGGACAACAUGCUCAACAGAAUGUGGAGAAGGAAUACAGAAACGAACAGUGACUUGUAGAACAGACACUGGUGCCAUUGUCCAGGACACGGCUUGUAUGCAUCAACUCAAACCAUCAGACAGCCAGCUGUGCAAUGGCGAAAACUGUGUUCAGGAAAUUGGCUGGCACAUUGGAGAGUGGGGCUUGUGUUCUAAAAGCUGCAAUAAUGGCAUAAGGAAACGUCAAGUGGUUUGUGCUGACAAUGACCGAAACUUUUAUGAACCAGAGACUUGUGAAUCCUAUGAGCCUGAAAAACCAUCUGUUAUUGAGAGCUGUAAUAUGCAGCCUUGUUAUCUCCCACAACAGGUUCCCAGUAUGCAAGAUACCUGGGGAUAUGAUAACUCUGAUCAAUUUGUAUUAACGAGAUUCAAGCAGGACUAUCCAACCCGUUCUCCAGAAACAGAUGACAAUUUUCUUCCCACCAAUGAUUGCAGGAGAACAAGAUAUAGCUGCUGCCCGGAUGGGGUUACACCUGCCAAGGGUUAUAAAAAUGAAGGAUGUCCCAGUGACAGGAACCCGAGAGCUGACCCUCAACAAACACCCUCUGAUGAAUGUAGAACCUCCCAAUAUGGAUGCUGCUUUAACAACAUCAACAAAGCUUCUGGUCCUGUGGGUGAAGGAUGUCACAGUAAACCCAGUUAUUCGUAUGCAACAAUGUGUCUCCUACCAAGUGCUCUGGGCCCUUGCAGUGACUGGACUACUCGCUGGUACUUUGUCCCUGAUGUUGGCAAAUGCAAUCGUUUUUGGUACGGGGGCUGCCAUGGCAAUAAAAACAAUUUUGGCACUGAAGAGGAAUGCAUGAACGCUUGCCAAAAAAUCCCAGGAAGGACAACUGGUACAAUAGAAUAUCGAUACCGUAAGAGGGGAAUGAAGUGGGAUCGUUUAUCGCAUGAAAACCCAGGAGUUGAUGAAACUGUAGAUUUGGGUCAUGUGCCAGGAGGGCAACAUCGAGGAAUUGUUAAAACGCUUGACGGAGACAUAGAAGGCCGUAUUCUUGCUGGGCAUGAUUGGGAUGAGAGCAAUAUAGAUCACAAAAUAUCUGCUCCAUCCCCAGAUCAAAGCCAAUAUGCACCCAAAGCAGAAGACUCAUCUCACCACUCUUCCCUUUACAGAAUGAUCUUGAACAAGGCAGAAUUUUCAUCUAUGGAGUCAUUGAUUGGACAGACUGUCCGCCUGCUGUGCAGAGUGAGUGAUUACCCUUUCCCCAGGGUGGAAUGGCAGAAAGAUGGAAGUCCUGUGUCUUCAACCAGGCACACCUACCAAUCAGACAGUUCUCUUGUGAUCAGCAAUGUCCAAGCUGAAGAUGCCGGAACUUACACCUGUAUGGUUUCAAAUGGCAACCGUAGAGAAACACACACAGUACGGCUUCAAGUGAAGGGAACUGAGCUGCACAAGGGGCGGAGAACACAUGACACUGCCAGAGGAAAUAAUGAAGAUGUUCGAGGAGAAGACUCUUCUACUGCUCAGGUGUUACGAGAAAAUGUGCACAGUACUCAUACUGUGCACUCUGGAAGAAGAGCAUCUGUGACUGGUCCCAUUGAGGUGGAAGCAAAUCUUGGUCAUCGGGCACGAUUAUCUUGUCAUUUGCACAUAUCUCCCAAUACCAUGGUAGAAUGGCAAAAAGAUGGAUUACCCUUGCCUUCCCCAAGAUACAGAAAACAAGCAGAUGGUUCACUCGUGAUCAGUCGUGUAAGUUCAGAAGAUGCUGGAUCUUACACAUGUGCCACUACCAAUGGACAUCGCAAAGAAUUUAAACAAAUCCAAUUAAAAAUCAGAGGAGAACUGACAAUUACUGAGCCACCCAGUGGUGUCACUGUGUUAGAAGGUGAACAGGCUUCGCUGAAAUGUAUCGUGAAAGGUGACAAUGUCAAUGUUCAGUGGUCAAGGAAUGGUGUGCCAGUGCAGUCAGAUGGCCGUCACACAUACAUGUCUCAUGAUGGCAGCUUGAUCAUAAGGAACACCAAGACUGCAGAUGAGGGCUCAUAUACAUGCAAUGCAUACAGUGGCAGUCAUUCGGUCAGUGCCAGUGCAGAAAUCAAAGUUAAUAGGCAUAAACCGAUGGUAUCUUCAGUUCAAACGGCAGACUCAAACGCAGAGUGUGUUGACAACCCCGAGCUCGCCAAUUGUGACCUAAUUGUCUAUGCGCAACUUUGUAACAAUGAGUACUACAGCAGCUUCUGUUGCGCCAGUUGCUCUAAACAUGGCUCAGGACACAGCCAAAGACACAACGGCUGAGAGACCUUUCCGAAAGAUCAGUUUAUAACUAUGACUAGGCUUAAGUGACCUUAAUCCUCUUUUACCUGUGAUUGGGCUCAAUAAAAACAAAAUAAAAAUGGUGAUUUUGGAUCCUUUUGCAGACAAUGUUAUAACAAGCAGCAUACAAAUGUAAAGGGCAUAUGUAUCAAGUUUCCCAAAUUAGUAUUGUAUUAAACAAUUGAUAUUAUCUGGUCAUGAUAACACCAAAAAGAUUCAGAGGUUAUCCAAAAGCUCCGUUUAUGUAAGGUAGUAAGAUGGAGAACAAAAUUGUUAACUUUACACCUUUUGAUACAUAAUCCCUAAGUGUACAGAUUCUUAAAGCAUGUAUGUUGUUUUAUAACAGAUUUAAAUUACGAAGCACUAGAGUGAGUAUGUACUUA
Rana temporaria (common frog) is the source of this 4616-nucleotide messenger RNA. RefSeq names its product papilin, proteoglycan like sulfated glycoprotein (gene PAPLN). Gene Ontology annotation, cellular component: extracellular matrix. Gene Ontology annotation, molecular function: serine-type endopeptidase inhibitor activity; metalloendopeptidase activity. The transcript has 30 exons. Gene Ontology annotation, biological process: extracellular matrix organization. Lineage: Eukaryota; Metazoa; Chordata; Amphibia; Anura; Ranidae. The record is from RefSeq and is a predicted model, not a curated record. Bases 586 to 4215 code for a protein of 1209 amino acids.